AUGACGCAUCCUUUGUGCUUAGGUCUUGUAUGUCUUCUAGUCUGUGUGUUGCCCUCUGUUUUUUCCAAGGACUGCUACUACUGUGAUAUCGCUCCCUCAGCCAAAUGCCCCGCUACAAGGAUGAUUUGUGAAGAAGAUCAAGACUGCUUUGUGGGUGAAGGAGUUGCCUUGGGGGUUCCAAUGGUUCACAACAAGGGCUGCACCCGUGCCAUCAACUGUGGGAAAGAGCAGCCUGUGGCCUACAUGGGGAUCACCUACAGCUUGGUUACCAUCUGCUGUAAUGGACCAUUGUGCAACACAGCAGAGCCCAUAACAAAACCUUCUCACUUUCUGCUGCUUGCCUUCAUCUUCGCGCUUCUGCUGGGCUUCAUUUGA
Molecule: messenger RNA, 375 nt
Organism: Anolis sagrei ordinatus
Lineage: Eukaryota; Metazoa; Chordata; Lepidosauria; Squamata; Anolidae
Gene: SPACA4
Product: sperm acrosome associated 4
Biological process (GO): sperm-egg recognition
Cellular component (GO): membrane
Source: RefSeq, a predicted model, not a curated record